This is a messenger RNA of Centrocercus urophasianus (Greater sage-grouse), 1209 nucleotides long. It is a transcript of the gene SLA2, whose product is annotated as Src like adaptor 2. The transcript has 6 exons. Gene Ontology annotation, molecular function: protein binding. The record is from RefSeq and is a predicted model, not a curated record. The coding region runs from base 1 to 816 and encodes 271 amino acids. NCBI's taxonomy places the organism in Eukaryota, Metazoa, Chordata, Aves, Galliformes, Phasianidae.
AUGGGGAUCCUGCCCAGCCGGGAGAAGCCGCUCAGCGCCGCACCGUUGGCCGCCGUCCCCGCGCCGUCCCCACUGCCCACACAGGCAGCCCCGGGCGGAUUCCAGGCGCUCGCCCUGUGUGAUUUCCCCUCCGGGACGGGCGCGACCGCUGUGCUGAGAAUGGGCGAGCAGCUCCGCGUCCUCUCUGAGGAUGGGGAGUGGUGGCUGGUGGCAUCCCAGGUGUCCGGCAAGGAGUGCCUCAUCCCCAGCAGCUGCGUGGCCAAAGUGCAGCACAGGUGGCUGUACGAGGGCGUGAGUCGGGAGAAAGCGGAGGAGCUGCUGCUGCUGCCGGGCAACCACAGCGGAGCCUUCCUGAUCCGUGAGAGCCAGACCCGGAGAGGCGGUUUCUCACUGUCGGUGCGGCGCACUGAGCUCGCCUCAUGGGAUGCAGUCACACAUUACCGCAUCCACCGCCUGGAGAACGGCUGGCUCUACAUCUCACCCCGCCUCACCUUCCCCAGCCUGCACGACCUCGUGGACCACUACAGCGAGUGUGGGGAGGGUCUGUGCUGCACCCUCAGGGAGCCCUGUGUCACGGAGAUGGCAAAGGCAGUGCCUGCCCUGGUCCGGCCCGCUGUGGUGAAGAAGCCAACGCUCAACUGGGACAAGAUUGACAGCUCCGUCCUGCUCUCAGAGGCUGUGCCACCUCCGGGGGAGGGAGAGGAGGACUCCCCCAUCAGCCUGGGCCUGCGGGAAGCCAUCAGCUCCUACCUGCUGCUGACCGAUGGCGUGGAUACAGAGACCGGCCCUGUGGGGAAGGGGGCGAAGACCAGCUGAGGGCGCAGCUGCCACAGCCCCGGGAUGGGCACCCACGCCUGCCCCACCGUGGGCUGCUGGGCCCUGAGCAGCACUCAGAGGGCACUGCAGAUGCUGCAGCCCUGCAGUGAGGGCACAUGGCUGGCGGUAGCCACACUGACAGUGGUGCAGCUUCUGCAGGAGCUGGGACAGAGCCCAGGGCUGGGGCUGAGCCCAUGCAGAGGCACGGCCCCACAAGCUCCAGGCCCCACAGCACACGUGGGGCUCCACAGAACCUGGGCCCCCAGAGCCCCUCAACAUGACUGGAGCAGCCCUGCCCCACAGCAGAGGCAGGAAGCCGCCCUUACCUCACCCCACAGACACGUUUAAAGCUUUACCUCACCCAUUAAACAGGAUCACGCAGGGCACACAGCA